CCUCCGUCCCUUUCUCUUUCUCUAUCCACCAGUCUGCAUUUGGCCCUGUAUGAGGAGCGUGCAGCCUUGGCUUUCACGUCGCUAAAAAGCCGAAGAGGGCCUGCCACGGACCCAAUUUGCAAUUCAAACUUUUUUUUUUGCAAUUAGAAGUAGAUAAGUCCUUUAGGUCGCGCAGUGUGCGAUGUUGAGGCUGAUCUUUUUGGCCGCUCUCGCGGGGCUCAGUCGGGCCAGUGAUGUGCUUGAUUACACGGAUGACGAUUUCGAAAGCAAAAUUGGAGACCAUGAACUCGCUCUUGUGGAAUUUUUUGCCCCUUGGUGUGGCCAUUGUAAGCGACUAGCACCUGAGUAUGAGGUAGCGGCCACGCGACUAAAAGGUGUCGUCUCACUGGUCAAGGUUGACUGCACAGCCAACAGCAACACAUGCAGCAAAUAUGGUGUCAGUGGAUACCCGACACUAAAGAUCUUUAGGGAUGGAGAGGAAACUGGUCCAUAUGAUGGUCCCAGGACCUCAGAUGGGAUCGUCAGCUUCCUGAAGAAGCAGGCUGGCCCAGCGUCUGUGGAGCUAAAGGCCGAUGCAGACUUGGAGAAGUUUAUUGCAGAUCAAGAUGCAAGUGUUGUUGGGUUCUUUGCUGAUGACAAGAGCACAUCACAGGCAGAGUUCCUGAAGGCAGCCAGCGCCUUGAGGGACAACUACCGGUUUGCCCACACCAACUCUGAAGCUCUUCUCCAGAGUCAAGGCAUUGCCGGAGAUGGAGUUGUCCUAUUCCGUCCACCACGACUCAGCAACAAGUUUGAGGACAGCUCAGUCAAGUUCAGUGAGGAAAAAUUCACCAGCAACAAAGUCAAGAGAUUUAUCCAAGACAACAUCUUUGGAAUCUGUCCCCACAUGACGGACGACAACAAAGACCAGCUGAAGGGAAAAGACCUGCUGGUGGCUUAUUAUGAUGUCGACUACGACAAAAACCCCAAGGGCUCUAACUACUGGAGGAACAGGGUGAUGAAGGUGGCAAAGGGCUUCCUGGAUCAGGGCAAGAAGCUGAACUUUGCUGUAGCCAACAAGAUGAUUUUCAACCACGAUGUGUCUGAGUUUGGACUCGACAGCAGCUCAGGAGAACUGCCUCUGGUGGCCAUCCGCACUGCCAAGGGAGACAAAUACGUCAUGAAUGAGGAGUUCUCUCGUGAUGGAAAAGCUCUGGAGCGUUUCCUGCAGGAUUACUUUGAUGGCAAGCUGAAGCGCUACCUCAAAUCAGAGCCCAUUCCAGAGAACAACGAUGGGCCUGUCAAGGUUGUAGUGGCUGAGAACUUUGACUCCCUCGUCAACGACGACAGCAAAGAUGUGCUGAUCGAGUUCUACGCUCCAUGGUGUGGACACUGCAAGAACCUGGAGCCAAAAUACAAUGAGCUGGGAGAGAAGCUGGCCGAUGAUCCCAACGUUGUUAUUGCCAAGAUGGAUGCCACAGCCAACGAUGUGCCGUCUCCAUAUGAAGUCAGCGGGUUCCCCACAAUUUACUUUUCCCCUGCUGGACGCAAGAUGAGCCCAAAGAAAUAUGAGGGAGGUCGCGAGGUCAGCGAUUUCAUCUCUUACCUGAAGAGGGAGGCUUCCAACCCCUUAGUGAUGCAGGAGGAGUCCAAGAAGAAGAAGAAGAAGAAGGACGACAAGGCCGAGCUAUAAAAGCUCCAAAUAGGAACUCAACAUCCUCCCUCCCCCCCCACCACGACAGAAGGAGGAGGAUUGGGGAACAGAAAGAACUAAAUUAUAUUCCACUCUCUUAGUGAACUACCGAAUGCUCUGAAGCCGAAAAAGACGCGGCCCUCCCUUUAGGUCCUCUGCUGCUCUGGGAAUACUGUGGAGGGUGAAAAGGUGGUGGCAAGGGUCUGCCCGAUGUUUAAAAACAAAAACAAAUUUUUAGGGAAGAGGGGACAGCUUUUGAAAAAUUUAGAUUUCUAUUUCCCCCGGUCUGUCUACUACACCUCAGGCUGAUGCACUUUGGUUCCAUACCAGUCUGCAGUCAUCUGUCGCUGUGGUUUUUGUUGUCGUCAUCACAGGGGUUCAUGGUAAUGGUAAUUUUUCUUCUUUUUUUUUCUCUCUCCUUUUUUUUUUUUUUUUUUUCUUU
Messenger RNA from Stegastes partitus (bicolor damselfish), 2114 nucleotides. It is a transcript of the gene pdia3, whose product is annotated as protein disulfide isomerase family A, member 3. The transcript has 13 exons. The coding region runs from base 182 to 1672 and encodes 496 amino acids. Gene Ontology annotation, cellular component: cell surface; endoplasmic reticulum. Gene Ontology annotation, biological process: protein folding; response to endoplasmic reticulum stress. The record is from RefSeq and is a predicted model, not a curated record. Gene Ontology annotation, molecular function: protein disulfide isomerase activity. Lineage: Eukaryota; Metazoa; Chordata; Actinopteri; Pomacentridae.